Molecule: messenger RNA, 2283 nt
Organism: Lactuca virosa
Lineage: Eukaryota; Viridiplantae; Streptophyta; Magnoliopsida; Asterales; Asteraceae
Source: the annotation of a GenBank genome assembly
GAGAGAGAACUCGAUCGCUUUCCACAUUCAAAUCGCACAUUCUUCUGGAGAGAGAAAGCAGCUCAGAGAUCUGAGGUGAUUCCAAUCCAGAGAGAGAAAACAAGCAUUCCAUUCUUCACCUAGUUGACACACUCUGUCUCUUUCUAACUACUAUACGCGAAAAUCUGUAAAUAAAUCUCUAUAUAUACAUACAUGCACAUCUACUACACUGUAUGUAUGUUUGAGAAACCCUAGAAGAUAAAGGCUUUUAUGUCGAGUUGAUUCAUGUGUGAUUAAGUUCAGAUCGGAGUGAUGGAGGAUGUAUCCGGCGGUGGUGGUGUCGGAGGAAUGACGGACAUGCCGGAAAUGCUGCAAGGAGGUGAGUACAGCGGCGGCAAUGUACGGCCUCCGAUAGCUGAGUCGACGCCGUUGACGGUGUCAGGCUCUUUUAGGGAAGGCGGGGGGAGGGGUUCGGGUAUGACUAGUCGUAGGAGGAGCUCGAGGAGACCGAGCUUAGACGCUGAUGACUUUAUAAAUCUGCUCCACGGGUCGGAUCCGGUAAAGCUGGAGCUCAAUCGGUUGGAAAAUGAAGUUAGAGAUAAGGAUAGAGAAUUGAGCGAAGCACAAGCGGAGAUCAAGGCGCUCAAGCUGUCUGAACGCCUAAGAGAGAAAGCUGUUGAAGAGCUAACUGAAGAAUUGUCGAAGGUGGACGAGAAGCUGAAGUUGACAGAAUCUCUUCUAGAUACCAAAACUCUUGAAAUCAAGAAAAUCAAUGAUGAGAAGAAAGCAUCAAUGGCGGCUCAGUUUGCAGCAGAAGCCACUCUUCGGAGGGUUCAUGCUGCUCAAAAAGACGAUGAUAUGCCUCCAAUUGAGGCAAUCCUUGCACCACUAGAAGCUGAGCUAAAGCUUGCUCGACAAGAGAUUGCUAAGCUGCAGGAUGACAAUAAAGCAUUAGAUCGAUUGACUAAAUCAAAAGAGGCUGCUCUACUUGAAGCUGAGAGAACUGUGCAGGUUGCCUUGGCAAAGGCUUCAAUGGUGGAUGAUCUUCAGAAUAAGAACCAGGAGUUGAUGAAGCAGAUAGAAAUUUGCCAGGAGGAAAAUAAAAUUUUGGAUAAAAUGCAUCGACAAAAAGUGGCUGAGGUGGAAAAGCUUACUCAAACUGUACGCGAACUUGAAGAGGCCGUUCUUGCUGGUGGUGCGGCUGCAAAUGCUGUGAGGGAUUAUCAGCGCAAAGUUCAAGAGAUGAAUGAGGAGCGGAAAACUCUGGAUCGAGAGCUAGCUCGUGCAAAGGUUACAGCAAAUAGAGUGGCAACAGUAGUAGCUAAUGAAUGGAAAGAUGCUAAUGACAAAGUGAUGCCAGUUAAACAAUGGCUUGAAGAAAGAAGGUUCUUGCAGGGUGAGAUGCAACAACUGCGGGACAAAUUAGCUAUAACAGAGCGCGCGGCAAAGUCUGAAGCACAACUGAAAGAGAAAUUCCAAUUGCGACUGAGAGUACUGGAAGACACUUUGAGAUCACCCAACUCUCUUUCUCUUUCUCGUAGCUCAGCACCCAUGGGCAUGGGCAUGAGCAAUGGUGCUUCGCGUCGUCAGUCCUUAGGUGGAGCAGAUAACUUUUCCAAAUUAUCUCCAAACUUACCCAAAAGGAGUAAACUUAUUUCAAAUGGAACAAGUGGACGUGGGAGUCCUUCUUUUAACCUUGGCCAAACCUGUGAGGGAACUAAGGAUACUGAAAUUCCGGAUGAAAAACCAGCUGCCUCCUUGGAGGAUAGUGUGCCAGGAGUUUUGUAUGAUCUGCUUCAGAAAGAGGUGGUUUCUUUGAGGAAAGCCGGUUAUGAAAAGGAUCAGAGCAUAAAAGACAAGGAUGAUGCCAUUGAGAUGUUAGCGAAGAAAGUAGACACGUUAACCAAGGCUAUGGAGGUUGAGGCGAAAAAGAUGAGAAGAGAGGUGGCUGCAAUGGAGAAGGAAGUAGCUGCUAUGCGUGUCGACAAGGAACAGGACAACAGGGCAAAACGCUCCACCAACACCUCUCACCUACAUCCCGCCAGGAAUGUGGCACGGAGUGGGUUGACACGGGUCGACGCCUUGAAAGAACUCAUCUUCACCAUCGACGCCUCAACCCUCGCUCCACCAUCGAUCUCCCUGCCAACGCUCUCCACCGACCAGGACUCCGACCAGGACGCCGACGCCGACCAGAACGCCGCCAAGAACGCCGGACAGCGCUGCGCUACUUCUUCCUCUUGGCUGUCGGACUUCACAGCUUUUGAAGAUGUUGCUGAGAAUGCUUGUUUUUCUCAAAUUUGUUGA